This is a messenger RNA of Hydatigera taeniaeformis, 588 nucleotides long. NCBI's taxonomy places the organism in Eukaryota, Metazoa, Platyhelminthes, Cestoda, Cyclophyllidea, Taeniidae. The record is from the annotation of a GenBank genome assembly.
AUGGAGUGCUUGAUCGGAAUUGCCUUCAAUGACUUUGCCAUAGUAGCUGCGGAUGCAAGGGUUAAUCACUCAGUAGUUACAUUGAAAGAUGAUGCGGACAAAAUGUUUAAACUGAGCAAACAUUGUCUAAUGAGUAUCUGUGGUGAAAGUGGUGAUACAGUACAAUUUGCCGAGUUUAUUCAACAAAAUAUGCAACUGUAUGAAAUUAGGAACGGUUAUGAACUGACUCCAUAUGCGGCUGCUAGUUUUACCAGGAGAAAUUUGGCCGAAGCUCUUCGCACCAGAAAUCCUUACAACGUUAAUUUACUUCUCGCUGGUUAUGAUUCUUGUGCCGGCCCAAAAAUCUACUACAUGGACUAUCUGGCCUCCAUGGUGGAUGUACCAUACGCCGUACAUGGACACGGUAGUUUCGUGACUCUUGCGGUUCUGGAUAGUCAAUAUGAUCCUGCCAUGAAGAUUGAUCACGCUCUCAUUCUUCUCAAAAGUUGUAUCACUGAGCUUCAGAAACGCUUUGUUAUUAAUUACGGUCGGUUUAUUGUUAAAGUGGUGAACAAGGAUGGCAUUGAGAACUUGCCUGAUCUGGUUUAA